Messenger RNA from Monascus purpureus, 1209 nucleotides. The record is from the annotation of a GenBank genome assembly. Lineage: Eukaryota; Fungi; Ascomycota; Eurotiomycetes; Eurotiales; Aspergillaceae.
CCUACGUCAAUCUACAACGCUGUCGGCUCCUAAUAUUCCCUCUUGUCUAUUCCUUGUGAGCCCAUCACAUCCUCUCCUUUGCUAUCGGGGGAUAUCCUUCAAGGCACUCAAACAAUCAUGUCGUCGACAACAAAAGCUGCGCGGAUAGGGGAAGAGCUCUGGAAAACGAGAGUCGAUAAGGUCAAUGCGGAGUUGGUCACAUUGACCUACGGAACUAUCGUCGCACAAUUAUGCCAGGACUUCGAUAGCGACUAUCAUGAAGUCAAUAGGCAGCUUGACAAGAUGGGCUACAAUAUCGGAAUGCGGCUCAUCGAAGACUUCCUGGCAAAGUCGACACUCGGCCGCUGCGCCAAUUUUCGGGAGACAGCAGACAUGAUCGCGAAGGUUGGCUUCAAGAUCUUCCUUAAUAUUACCCCCACGGUAACGAAUUGGACGAGCGACAACAAUCAAUUCUCCCUCAUCUUCGAUGAGAAUCCGUUGGCCGAUUUUGUUGAACUGCCCGAUGAUGGCAGGGCUCAGGAUGAGCUCUGGUUCUCGAAUAUCCUGUGCGGGGUGUUGCGGGGAGCACUGGAGAUGGUGCAAAUGCAAAUUGAAGCCCAUUUUGUGAGUGACGUUUUGCGAGGAGACGAUACAACGGAGAUGCGAGUUUCACUCAUCAGAUUUAUCGAGGAUGAGAUGCCACCAGAUGAUGAAUAAUGGCGUAUGGUGGAUGGGCUCUCAUUUUUUUUUUCAGUCUUUUCUUUUUGUCUUUUUGAGGAAGGGGACAAUUUAGGCGUUCGGUGUUUAUAAGGCAAUCCUUUUUAAGUCCCUCUCGUAACCUGAUCUUUUGACCUUGCAGUGUGUUUGUAGCAGUUAGAAUCUGCUGCUUUUCCAAUGACGAACCGUCAAUAGCAAUCUCUCAUUGUGGAGACUUCCAGUACAGAAGAAAUGCUCUUUUGUCCAGUUGGCUAUCUCUUGAUUGCAUUUCUCAUCUUGACCAUGUUCAUUGUUGCCGGAGAUGCCAACUUGUUUCUUUUCCUUUUCCAGUUGCAAAUCCCACCUUCCUUCCAUCUCCCAACCCAAACAUCAAUCCAUGUUCAUGCUCACAUUAUCUUCAAGAAUCUUUCACAUCUCAUUCUAAACUUGUUUGGAACAAGGACAAUAUCACAAUGUACAAUUAGUCCUAUUUUUCCAACGUGCCAGUCUUUGGACAGCCGUCCUUGUCAGCGA